Messenger RNA from Anopheles stephensi (Asian malaria mosquito), 2225 nucleotides. Its product is annotated as probable cytochrome P450 4ac1. The record is from RefSeq and is a predicted model, not a curated record. Bases 404 to 1930 code for a protein of 508 amino acids. The transcript has 3 exons. Gene Ontology annotation, molecular function: heme binding; iron ion binding; oxidoreductase activity, acting on paired donors, with incorporation or reduction of molecular oxygen. NCBI's taxonomy places the organism in Eukaryota, Metazoa, Arthropoda, Insecta, Diptera, Culicidae.
CAGUCACAGUCCUCACUCCGGGGCAAUGGUCCGGAUGGGAUUUGAACCCCGGUCCUCUGCCGUAUGAAGAUCGCCGCCAUUGUUGUCUCUACCACAGGACCCCGCCCAAUUUGCACAGGUGUCAAAGGCUGUCGGAGAACGCAAUCACGAUGCCAGCUUCUAGGGAUUCCUUAUCGACAGCCGAAGCACGUCAGGCACGAAGAUCGCCAAAAAACGCUCCGCCUGUAAUCGCCAUCACCAACCCAACCCUGAGGUCAAUUUAGCCCCCGCCAUCGUCGCGCGUAUCGCACCGAGCUCGAUCGUCAUGCCGCAAAGCCACCAAAGUUCAGGAUCACCGGCAAUGUACGAUCGAGCUGCAAUCGGCAACACCGGAGGUUCAGUUUACUAGCACAGCCCGCUAGAGAUGGACAUCCUGACCGUGGUUUUACUGUUCGCCGUGUUGCUGCUCGUCGCCUUCGAGCUGCGCGUCCAGCUGUCGGCCGCGUACCGUGCUGGGAAAAAGUUUCCCGGCCCGAAAGCAUUGCCCAUCCUUGGCAACGCGCACAAUCUGCUGUUCAACGAUCAGCAACGCACCUUCCAGCUGCCACGUCGGUGGGCCGCCACGUAUGGCGACACGUACCGCAUACUGGUGCGCGGACUGCUCAACCUGAACGCGAUCCGGGCGAAGGACGUCGAACCGCUGCUGUCCAGCCCGAAGCUCAUCGACAAGGGUUUGAUAUACAGCCUGACGCACAGCUUUCUCGGCAUCGGGCUGCUGAACAGUACCGGCACGAAAUGGCAACAUCGGCGCCGUAUUCUAACGCCCGCCUUUCACUUCAACAUCCUGCCCAGCUUCUUGCUCACCUUUCAGGAGGAGUGCCGCCGGUUGGUGGACCAGCUGGGCCAAUACGCAGACAAGGGUACGCCGGUGGCCCUGCAGCCGGUCGCCACGAAGUUUACGCUCAAUACAAUUUGCGAAACGGCCAUGGGCAUCAAGCUCGACUCGAUGACGCUGGCGAACGAGUAUCGGGGUAAGAUAGAGGCGAUCGGUACCAUGCUGCUGCAGCGGCUGAUGAAUCCCUGGCUGUUCGAGGACUUCAACUACAAGCUGACCGGACUGCAGGCCAAGCUUGGCAAGCUACUACAGCCGGUGCACGCGUUCACCCGCUCCAUCAUACAGCAGCGGCGGGAACUGUUUCACCAGAACGUGCGAAAUAUUGGCGAUUUUUCGGAGGAAAAUAUCUACACAAACCUGAAGCAGCGGUACGCGAUGCUGGACACGUUGCUGGCGGCCGAGGCGAAGGAGCAGAUCGACGAGGAAGGCAUCCGGGAGGAGGUGGACACGUUCAUGUUCGAAGGGCACGACACCACGUCCGCGGCCAUCAUCUUCACCCUGCUGCUGCUCGCCCACAGUCCCGAGGUGCAGCAGCGGCUGUACGAUGAGCUGCAGCUGGUGGCGCAGUCACGCUCGGAUGCGGACGGGGCAGAGUUCACGCAGCGCGACUACAGCGAACUGCGGUACAUGGAUAUGGUGCUGAAGGAGUCACUGCGCCUGUAUCCACCGGUUCCCUUCAUUUCGCGCAACAUCUCCGAGGAUACGCUGUUUGGCGAUCGGCCCGUGCCGAAGGAUACACUGUUCAACGUGCACAUCUUCGAUCUGCACCGCGAUCCCACCGUAUUUCCCGACCCGGAACGUUUCGACCCGGACCGCUUUCUGCCGGAAAACGUGGCGGAACGGAGCCCGUACGCGUACGUUCCGUUCAGUGCCGGGCCAAGAAAUUGUAUCGGCCAACGGUUCGCUAUCCUGGAGCUGAAAACGGUGCUCGGUGCGAUAUUGACGAACUUUCGUGUGUUGCCGGUUACCGAGCGCGCAGAGCUGGUAUUUGUUGCGGAUAUAAUAUUGCGCACGAAAGAUCCCAUCAUGGUAAAGUUUGAGCGACGCCAUCGGUAGGAUGGAAGUCAGAUAGGACAUUCCUUCACGAGUAUGGGAAAUAGAGAUUUCAGAAUUACGUGCAGCUCAGAGCACCUCGAAGCUUCCUUUCGCUUAAUAUAGAUGUAGCCGAGCCAUGUCAUGAGUGUGACACCGAACAGUCUACAGUUCAUUAAACCUUUUUGAGCCGUGCACAUGGAUAGGGCGAGGCGACGUUGCUCACUCCCAGAGCUUGAGCUGACGUUGACGUUGAAAAAUCAUCCCCAAUUUCGGACACGGCGUUUAAAGUGAGUAAUAGACGCGUUUGUACGAUAAA